Molecule: messenger RNA, 882 nt
Organism: Penicillium verrucosum
Lineage: Eukaryota; Fungi; Ascomycota; Eurotiomycetes; Eurotiales; Aspergillaceae
Exons: 3
Coding region: 1-882 (293 amino acids)
Source: RefSeq, a predicted model, not a curated record
AUGGCGCCCUUUUCAAGCCUCCGCGCCACCCUAACCCAAGCAUAUCCUCCUGCUCCAGCUUUCACUGAGGCAAACGUCCCCCCAGGCUCGCAAAAUGGUCGCGUUUUUAUUGUGACGGGUGGAAAUGCGAACAAAAGCAGAAGCAGUCAUCAAAACGAUCACCGGGGCAUCGACAUCCAAGAAUACCAGUGGCAAACUGAAGUUCCUCCACCUGGAUCUGAACGAUCUCUUGGUCAGUCCAAAGCUGCAGCCCAAAGCUUCGCGCAGCAGGAAGAUAAGCUAGAUGUGCUGUGGAACAAUGCCGGCACUGGCGCUAACGCCGUCACGAUCGGCCAACGCACAACCCAAGACUCCGAGCCUAUGAUAGGAAUGCACUAUAUUGCAACACUUCUUUUCACAAAACUUCUCCUCCCACAGCUGCGUGCCGCCGCCCACGCUUCUGGCGAGGACAACGGAACGAAGGACCGCACUGAGAACUACGGGGCACCCAAAGCAGACACCUGGAUCCUCAGUCGGGAAUUUGCUUGUCGAUAUGCUAACGAUGGAAUCAUCAGUGUUUGUCUGAAUCCGGGCUUCUUAAAGACAGCGUCCUUCAAUGGGACCCCUGUGGCCGUCAUGUUCAUCUUGGACAAGAUUCUCCUGAGUGAGGCGAUUUACGGCGCGUACACGGAACUUUAUGCUGGACUCUCGCCUGAUGUCACGUUGGAAAAGAGCGGUUCAUACAUCAUUCCCUGGGGCCGGAUCCGUCCUAAUGAGGCUACUCCGCGACAGGAUCUCAUCAAGGCCGGGGAUACCAAGGAGGAAGGGGGUUCUAGAUUAUGGCAAGAUUAUGGCAAUAAGUUCUGGGCUUGGUGUGAAGGGAAAUGGAGCAGCUAUGUUUAG